Molecule: messenger RNA, 2262 nt
Organism: Branchiostoma floridae (Florida lancelet)
Lineage: Eukaryota; Metazoa; Chordata; Leptocardii; Amphioxiformes; Branchiostomatidae
Product: patched domain-containing protein 3-like
Exons: 3
Coding region: 104-2131 (675 amino acids)
Cellular component (GO): membrane
Source: RefSeq, a predicted model, not a curated record
UGUUUGUUGCUAGGCUAGCUUCUGUCGUAGUUACUGUUGAAAAUACGAUGAGGUAAAUUCCAACUUUCAUACGACGCAUUUGAGAUCUGCAGAAGGACGAAAUAUGGCGUAUGACUGCAUAGAGCGCCGGCUGCGCCGACUGUUUGAACUUUACGGCGGGUUGGUGGCCCGUUAUCCGUUACCUUUCUUGAUUAUCCCGAUUCUGGUUGCGGGGUGUUUGGGGUCAGGUAUGUACUUACUACCUACCCAACGAGAGUACGACACAGAGUAUCUGUUCACACCGACGAACGGAGAAGCCAAAACGGAGCGGUCAGUCAUACAGGACCAUUUCCCCACAAACGUCUCCGACAACUUUCGGCAGAACAAACUUGACGUUUUCGGGCGAUUCGGCCGAGUUAUCGUGACUGCGAAAGAUAGAAGCAAUAUUCUCCAGCAACGAAUGAUGGAAGAGGUCCUGCGACUGCACGAAAUCGUGCUCAACAAUGUUUCUGUCGAUCACGACGGACAGACCUACCGUUACGAAGACCUGUGUGUUGCUUGGCAAGGGAAAUGUGACAGCAACGAAAUCCUUGAACUCAUUGACUACAACGCCGCGCAAAUUACAAACACCACCAUUAUCUACCCGACUACCCGACUAGCCCCAGUUAUCAUUCCAGUAGGAGCGCCUCUUUUUCUUGGCACACAUCUCGGCGGAGUCACCAUUCUUAACGGCACAGAGGACACAGUCGAGUCUGCCGAAGCCCUCCAACUUCACUACUAUGUCCGCUGGGACGACAGCGAACAAGAAAACGAUGCUAUCAGCGCUAAGUGGGAGGAAGCCUUCCUCGCAGAAGUGCCUAGUUUCACAUCAGCGGACAUAGACGUAGCCAUGUUCACGUCACAAAGUCGAGAGAACGAACUGAACUCAGUAUCAAACGGAAUCAUCCCUCUCUUCAGCAUCACCUUCACCAUCAUCAUCACGUUCGCUGUGUGUUCCUUGUCAGACACAGACGCCGUACGCGCCAAACCCUGGCUCGGCAUGCUGGGCGUGGUGUCGGCCGGCCUUGCAAUCGUAUCGUCCAUGGGCCUAGUCCUCUUCUGUGGGGUGAAGUUCAUCAGUAUCGUGGCCUCCAUGCCAUUUCUGUGCCUUGGGAUUGGCAUCGACGACAUGUUCAUCAUGGUUGCUGCAUGGCGCAAGACCAACCCUCAUCAUUCCGUGGAGCGACGCAUGUCCGAGGCACUGGGGGAAGCUGCCGUGUCCAUAACAAUCACCAGCAUCACUGACGCGCUAGCAUUCGGCAUCGGUGCUAUAACUGUUUUUCCUUCUGUCCAGAUAUUUUGCAUAUUUACCGCUGUAGCUUUGAUUUUCGAUUACAUCUAUCAGAUCACCUUCUUUGCUGCCUGCAUGGUAAUUUUCGGUUACCGUGAAAAUAAAAAUCUCCAUUGGGCUACAUACCAGCGCGCUCCGACCAAGAAAGAUGCUGAGCACAGAUCUGGCUGUUUCAGGCUGUUUUGCGCGGGAGGGGUAACUGGUUCAGAGCUGGACCAGCGUGGGGAAGAUCAGGGGUCCGAAAGGGAUCACGUAUUCAUGCUUUUCUUUAAGAAGUACUUCGGACCAUUUUUAACGACAGUUUUUGUCAAAGUUGUCGUUAUCAUACUGUUCUUAGGGUACCUUGCGGUCUCUAUCUGGGGUUGUACACAGCUGCGCGAAGGACUGCGCCUUCAGUCGCUAGCAGACGACAAUUCUUACAUUGUCAAAUUCUAUGACUUAGAGGAUGAAUAUUUCAAGGCGUAUGGCCCACGGGUAAUGGUCACUUUGACAGAGGAGGUAGAUUAUUCUAAUCUCACUGUCCAACAGCAGAUUUCUGACACAUUACAGGAGUUUGAAAACAGCGAGUAUACGUAUGGUUCAAACGAUACGGAAUCAUGGCUGAAUGUUUACAAAACGUACCUUCAAGAACACCCGCUCCUCCCAGAAACUCCAGACACCGAAAGGUUCGUCACAAUUCUAAAAGACGACUUUCUGAUUACCGAUUGGUUCGAUCGCUAUAAACUUGACAUAGAGUUUAACGACAACAAAACUAAGAUAAUGUCAUCCCGUUUCUAUGUCCAGUCUAAAAAACCAACACGGCAAAUCGUGAAAGGGACAUGAUGUUGCAUAUGAGACGUCUGGCCAAAGAAGCUCCCUUUCAGAUGACAGUGUCCACCCCGCAUUCAUCUUUUACGACCAGUAUACAGCAGUUCUUCCAAAUACCUUACAAAAUAUCGGCAUAGCCACCCUAU